AUGAAGGCGUCUCUGAAGUUUCGAGACGAGGAGAAACCUCUGCUCAGGGCGAAGAUCCCCAUCAGCGUGCUCGGGCUCCCGCUUCUCUCCGGGGCGUCCGCCGGGGAGGCGAAGGACCUCCGCCUCGACAUCGCCACUGCCUUCGUCUCCGGUCCUUCCUUCCGCGUCUCCUACCGCCCUAACGACUCCUGGUGCCCCUUCGCCCUCGUCGUGAAGACCGGAAUCGGGGCCCUGGGGUCACCUUUCUCCUCCCCGAUGACGAUGAGCGCCGAAUUCAACAUCGUCGGCCGUGGAGGCCCUAGCUUCACGAUCCAGCUCAAACCGCGGUUCGGGGAUUUCUGCUUGAAGAAGACCACUCGCUCCGCCGCCGCCGCCGCCGCGUCGCUGCCUUUCGUCCCCGGGAGUACGAGCGGCGUCGUCCUGGACGCCGACGGCGAGGGCUCUGGCGACUGUGCAGAUCCCCCUGGCGUGAAGUUUCUUCCGGAAAACGGUCUGUUCACCUCGACGAAGCCCUACGGGAUGUCGACAUUGAACCCCGGCCCCGCCGCCGGAGGUAUCCACGGCUUGGUCUCCGGAGCAGAGCUGACGGCCGGGAGCGUCCUCCCGCUGUGGAACCGCACGGUGGUGAAGUUUCGGUGGGGACUGCGCAUACCGUCCGAUCACCGCUCAUCCUUCGCCGGCGACUUCGGAUCCAUCAACCCCAUCAGCAGGUUCUGCCUCCACAAGCUUCCCACACUGGUGAUGAGCAAGAUCUCCAUCGAACACACCUCCGCAGAGGACAAGUCCCAGGAGAAGCCCUCCGACGACGCGGAAGCGAGCUCCUCCGUGCAGGGGCAGCUGGCGUCCCUGCGAGCGGAGAACGGGAGUCUGCGGAAGGCGGUGGAGGAGCUGCGCGCCGACAUCUUCGCCCGCAGGCCCGAUCCAGUGACUCCCGCCGCUGUCUCCGGGACGACUACCUCGCGGCCGGAGAUCAGAGAGCGCAGGGCGUGGGAAGCCAACAGAGCCGCCGCCAGAUCGGCGGAGCUCGCCCGGAACAGCAACGACACCGGCAGGAAAGGUGAGGGGAAGGCGCCGCCCGAGGCGUCCAAGGAGGACGUGAGCGAGGAGCUCCGGAGGGCUCUCAUCGGUGCUAGCGGCGGGCACUGA
Molecule: messenger RNA, 1146 nt
Organism: Spirodela intermedia
Lineage: Eukaryota; Viridiplantae; Streptophyta; Magnoliopsida; Alismatales; Araceae
Source: the annotation of a GenBank genome assembly